This is a messenger RNA of Saitoella complicata NRRL Y-17804, 1493 nucleotides long. RefSeq lists its product as uncharacterized. Bases 12 to 1394 code for a protein of 460 amino acids. The record is from RefSeq and is a predicted model, not a curated record. Gene Ontology annotation, cellular component: mitochondrial inner membrane. Lineage: Eukaryota; Fungi; Ascomycota; Saitoellomycetes; Saitoellales; Saitoellaceae. Gene Ontology annotation, biological process: protein insertion into mitochondrial inner membrane from matrix; mitochondrial respiratory chain complex III assembly. The transcript is spliced from 2 exons. Gene Ontology annotation, molecular function: ATP hydrolysis activity; ATP binding.
CCUCGACAAAAAUGGCAGACAUCGCAGCAACCGUGUCAGAGACGGUAGCACAGCCUCAAACUGUUGAGGAUGUCCUUGCAAUUACGCAGGAUCCUGCUGCUACUCUUGUGCCUGCGGCAGACAAGGGUUGGUUCAGUCAAAUCACGGAUAACCCGCUGUUUGGAGCUGGAUUCGGUUUGAUGGGUCUUGGUGCUGGCUUGGCAAUGGCUCGACAGGGGGCAGUAAGAGCAGCACAUAUGGCUCAACGCCAAAUGUUGGUCACCCUUGAAAUCCCAUCAAAAGACAAAUCAUACCUCUGGUUCCUCCACUGGAUGUCUCUUCAACAAAAGACUGCUUCCGCCGGUCUUGGUCUUGGACGAUCACAUCACCUUGCCGUUGAGACAUCCUACAAACAACACGACAACGGUUCAGCAUCCACCACAUUCUCGCUAGUCCCUGGACCCGGCAAGCACUUCUUCAGAUGGAGAGGAGCAUGGAUUCAAGUUACCAGAUCAAGAGAUACGAAGAUGGUUGAUAUAUCCACCGGAUCGCCAUGGGAAGUUGUAACGCUGACAACCCUCUCACGAGACCGCCACUUAUUCACAGAACUGUUGGAAGAAGCUAAAGGUCUCGCAAUGAAAAUGCAAGAAGGAAAAACGGUGAUCUACACCUCCUGGGGUCCAGAAUGGAGACCAUUUGGACAACCGCGUCGGAGGCGUCUUUUGGACAGUGUGGUCCUUGACCAAGGUAUUAAAGAGGAGAUCGUCGCUGAUGUCAAAGACUUCUUGGCAAGUGGGAAGUGGUACUAUGAACGAGGUAUCCCAUACCGAAGAGGCUACCUCCUCUAUGGUCCCCCAGGUUCUGGAAAGACGUCGUUCAUCCAGGCUCUAGCUGGAGAACUGGAAUACAACAUUGCUAUCCUGAACCUCUCAGAACGAGGCCUAACAGACGACAAGCUAAACCACCUCCUCUCCAACCUCCCAGAGAGGUCGAUCAUGCUGCUCGAAGACAUCGACGCUGCAUUCUCAGGACGACAGCAAACCGAAGAAUCAGGCUAUGGUCGCUCAAACGUGACGUUUUCCGGGUUGCUGAAUGCUUUGGACGGUGUCGCAUCUGCUGAGGAACGCAUUAUUUUUAUGACGACGAACCAUGCCGAGAAAUUGGAUCCUGCCCUUAUUCGCCCAGGCCGUGUUGAUAUGAAGCGGUUGAUUGGUAAUGCUACGCCUCAUCAGCUCCGGGAAAUGUUCCUGAGGUUCUAUGAAGGGAAGGAAACUGAGGCGGAUGAGUUUGUCAAACGGAUUCAGGAGACGGGAAGGCCUGUAUCGACCGCUCAGCUUCAGGGUCUUUUUGUGCACAACAAAGGUGAGCCUCAGAAGAGUAUCGAGAUGGCACCGCAUCUGAACCGGGAAGAAUAGGCGGGGUAAUCAAAACAGAAACUGCGAGAGAUAGAGGUUAUGAGAUGUUUGUCAUGAUUAGGGAUAUCAAAAAGCAAAACAACAACGGAAACACGAGAC